AUGCCUCGCAAUGCAAAGAAGGGUGCAAAGCCCUUCGCUGGUGAGGCGGCGGAGCCAGGAUUGAACAUAAUCGGGAUCCACACAGCUUGGGACUCGAGCCCCGAUGUGAGGCAGAGGGUGCGCGAUGGGUUUGGGCUGAUGCAUACUAAUAGUGGACUCUCUUGCGACAACAAUGUUUGCAUUUUGAACUCCAACGUGCUGCUACCAGUGUUGCACACUAUGCGUGACAGCCCGGACAGAAAGCUUCCUUCUGUGGGAGACCUCCGGUGCGAGAUGACGCAGGCUUUUGCCGUGAACAAGCGUGUCGGCCCUGAUGUCGCAGGGUGUGUUGCCAGCGAGGCGAUACACGUCCGCAAGCUGCUGUCGCAUGUCAAAGCGAAAGUGAGACGGGAGGAGGUGGAGAAGCCUGUGCUCAUGAGACGAGAUCAGUUGCUCUUGAGACAGAAAGUCAAGGGCCGCAAGAAACGUGGGCCAAAGGCCAAGGCAGGCAAGAAGGGCAGGGGUGUCAAGAGGUCGAAGUCCAAGCCGUUGUCCCCGUCAAAGCGGAGACGAGCAAUCCUGAGGGAGAAUGCCGAGGAUCACGAUGACAAGGACGAUGAGCCCGAGAAGGACUCCUCCAUCGAGAAGCCGAAAGCAAAGGCCAAGGCCAAAGCCAAGGCCAAAGCCAAGGCCAGCGCAAAACAGGCAGCGACCCCCAAAGCGAAGGCGAAAGCCAAAGCCAAGUGCAAGGCAGCUGCGGUGCCAAAAGGCAAAGCCAAGCCCAAGGGUGCCCCGAAAGCAAAGGCCAAGGGAAAGCCCGAGGAGAACGAGUCUGAGAUCCCGAAAGCGAGAGGCGCGAAGAAGCUUUCGCCCCAGAAGGAGUUCCUCCUGAAGCCCGCGGCGCUUUGCAUGUUUGAGGCUCUGGACUGGUACUUCGGAGUGAAGGAUCCAUCGGGGCUGAAGGACACGGUUGUGGAGUUCGCCAAGAAGUGGGGUUCCGGUUCCAAUGAUAGCAAAUUCAAGCACAGCCUCAAGGCCGAUUUGGACGAGAUUUGGUACAGCGGCUACAACAUGUACUGGAACAGACCUGCAGCCGGGCUCCUCCACAAGGAGUCUGGAAAGGAGCUGGGCUACUUUUCCAUCCCGGCUACCCGAGGCUGCAAUUGCUCAUGGGGGCAGAAGAUGGCUGUAGUAGCGAAGGCUGCUAGCAUGUUCGGCAAGUAUGCGGAUUCUUUGAUCUAUGAUGGCUAUGUCGAUUCGGCGAACCCGGAUACCUCCAAGGACCUGGUUAUCAUGAGAAACAUUUUCAAGUCCGUUGUUCAAGACUCCGUGAAAAAGCUCUCGGAGUCUGAGUAG
Messenger RNA from Symbiodinium sp. CCMP2592, 1335 nucleotides. NCBI's taxonomy places the organism in Eukaryota, Dinophyceae, Suessiales, Symbiodiniaceae. The record is from the annotation of a GenBank genome assembly.